Messenger RNA from Caenorhabditis briggsae, 570 nucleotides. Bases 1 to 570 code for a protein of 189 amino acids. The transcript has 3 exons. Gene Ontology annotation, biological process: protein dephosphorylation. Gene Ontology annotation, cellular component: cytosol. Gene Ontology annotation, molecular function: protein tyrosine/serine/threonine phosphatase activity. NCBI's taxonomy places the organism in Eukaryota, Metazoa, Nematoda, Chromadorea, Rhabditida, Rhabditidae. The record is from RefSeq and is a predicted model, not a curated record.
AUGGGGGAUACCGAAAGUCUCCGAAGCUGCUAUGACAAACUACGAAAAGCCGUCGGAAACAUCCCAAUGGAUGCGUCCAAAUCGGCGAAACUUCAGAAUUUGUCGAGUGGCAAAAUUUCAGAGAUUCUCCCGAAUCUUUAUCUCUCGGGACGAACGGUCUCACAGAAUUCGGAAUUAUUGAAAGAGAAAAAUAUACGAACAGUGAUCAAUGUGUCGGAUCGAGAAGUUUUGAAUUAUGAAAAGAGUUAUCCAUUUGUGAGGAAUUAUCGAUUUUAUUCAAUGUCUGAUACGGCUGAUGCGAGAUUCGAUUCGAUUCUAGAUGAAGCAAUUCGACUGAUCCAUGAAACAAGGAUAAGAGGAGAAGCCGUCCUCGUCCAUUGCUUCCUUGGAGUCUCCAGAAGUGCGACGCUCGUUGCAUUUUACCUAAUAACAUCGUUUGGAAUCAACUGGCGAGACGCUAAAGCCGCUGAAGCCCGUUCCCAACUAACCAGUCAACGAUGUCUUCGAAUGAGAGAAUCUGAUCGGGACGUCAUCAAAAAGUACCUUCCACUUGCAGUGAUUGAGCUUUAA